This is a messenger RNA of Hibiscus syriacus, 706 nucleotides long. RefSeq lists its product as uncharacterized. The record is from RefSeq and is a predicted model, not a curated record. NCBI's taxonomy places the organism in Eukaryota, Viridiplantae, Streptophyta, Magnoliopsida, Malvales, Malvaceae. Gene Ontology annotation, cellular component: endomembrane system. The coding region runs from base 1 to 474 and encodes 157 amino acids. Gene Ontology annotation, biological process: intracellular protein localization. The transcript is spliced from 4 exons.
AUGAAGGGAAUUGUUGAAGCAGUAUCCCUUUUGGAGGAAGACCUUGAUGAAAGAUUGCUUAUUAACAUCUGUUAUAGCCCAAGGAGAUGGACAUGUCGAAGUUGUACACUGUCAUCGAAUAUUUCAUCAAGCAGCUUAUGGCCUUGUGACUUCAGAAUGGGAAUGGUCUUAACUUCUCUUCAAACUUUUAAGUGCUUAUACCACUUUGAUCUCAGGCUGCAUAUAUAUCAAGAUAAAGCAUCAAAACCUGAGAAAUUUGUUGAUGUUCUCUGUAAUGAAAUUUCAAAUUAUGUUCAAGAGCUGCGAGGUGCAAAAGCCAUGAUCGAUGGGAACCUUGUUGUUAAUGAUGAAACUUGCACAACAGACGGUUUGCAUAAAGUUGAGUUGCUUUUACCAUUCAUGAAGGAUAUGUACAUCGGAGGUUCUCUGGCCAUUUCAAUUUUGAACUCAAUUAUAUUUCCAUGUUUGUUAUAAUGUUAAAUCUAAGAUUUAAUAAUUUGCUUAAACUUUGUGAAGCAUGCAGCCAGAAAGAUGUUGUAGGUAUUGUCAAUUUUACUGGUUUUGUAUGUUCCUUUUCAUUCUUGAAUUCAAAGGAACCAAUUUCAUAGGCUGUUGCUGAUAUAAAGGUAAUCAUUUCUUGAUUUGGAUAACAACUUGGUCUUUUUUUUAAUAUAUAUACUAGAGAAGCGUUGGGAUGUAAAUUUUC